Scatophagus argus is the source of this 4047-nucleotide messenger RNA. RefSeq names its product protein-L-isoaspartate O-methyltransferase domain-containing protein 2. Gene Ontology annotation, cellular component: cytoplasm. Gene Ontology annotation, molecular function: protein-L-isoaspartate (D-aspartate) O-methyltransferase activity. NCBI's taxonomy places the organism in Eukaryota, Metazoa, Chordata, Actinopteri, Scatophagidae. Gene Ontology annotation, biological process: protein modification process. Bases 126 to 1379 code for a protein of 417 amino acids. The record is from RefSeq and is a predicted model, not a curated record. The transcript is spliced from 7 exons.
UCAGCUGGCUGCAUGUUUACAUCCAGCAGUGGUGUGUUUCUGACUGGAUCCCCCCAACAACAAAAGGCUGAACACAAGGAAAACGCUAAAGAAGCGAAUUCCACUCGGCAUUUUCACAAGUCAAGAUGGGUGGAGCUGUGAGUGCCGGUGAGGACAAUGAUGAUUUGAUUGACAACCUGAAAGAGGCUUACUACAUCCGCUCAGACUUGGUGGAGCGGGCCUUUCGAGCUAUCGACAGGGCUGACUAUUACCUUGAUGAAUACCGGGAUAAUGCUUACAAGGACUUGGCAUGGCGACAUGGAAACAUCCAUCUGUCUGCUCCCUGUAUCUACUCUGAGGUGAUGGAGGCUUUGGACCUCCACCCUGGCCUCUCCUUCCUCAACCUUGGGAGUGGGACUGGCUACCUCAGCACCAUGGUCGGCCUCAUACUGGGACCCUUUGGAGUGAAUCAUGGAAUUGAGUUACAUGCAGAUGUGAUUGAGUAUGCCUACCAGAAGCUCGACUCCUUCAUCAAAACCAGCGACAGCUUUGACAAAUUUGAGUUUUGUGAGCCAUCAUUCGUUAUGGGUAACUGCCUGGAAAUUCCUCCGGAGAGCCGUCAGUAUGACAGAGUGUACUGCGGGGCCGGGGUGCAGAAGGAGCAUGAGGAUUACAUGAAGAACCUACUCAAGGUGGGGGGUAUCCUUGUGAUGCCUCUGGAGGAAAAGUUGACCAAGAUCACCCGUACAGGAGCAAACAGCUGGGAGACCAAAAAGAUCAUCUCCGUGUCCUUCGCUCCUCUGGUACUACCUAAACACAGCACAAAUGGAAAACCCAAGACUGUCCCAUUACCCAAGUAUGAAGUACGGACGUUACAAGAGCUGGCUCGCAUCUGCAUCCGCCACACCCUCAGAGUAACCACAGAUGGAGGAGACAGCCAGUCACGUGGAAGAGGUUCUUCAUUCAGUGUGGGCAGGGGUCUGGCGGUAGCUGGGCUCCAUAAGUAUGGCCCUCGCUUCAAACGCCGCCGCGUCCACCGGCGCCACUGCAAUGCUCUCGUCCUAGCCACCCGUCAGGUGGUGGCCAGCAGCGGGAUUAGCCCCGCCCCCCUGGACAGCAACAACAACCAGGGAGGAAGAGCAGAGGAUGAGGAGGCAGGAGAGAGGGAGGUGAGGCGGCAGAUGAGAGGGAGCAGGAGGGCAGGGAGAGGAGGGGUGGUGGAAGAGGAGGAGACAGUCGAGGAAGAGGACGAAGAGGAGGAGCAGGAGGAGGAGGAGGAGAAGGAGACUGGGGAGCUGCUCCGACCCCAGCCAGCCGUGAACGUCCUCAGAGAGAGGAUACUGGGCUUGCCACUUCCUGAGCCUCUCAAGAUGUAUCUGCUGUACUACAGAGAGAAAUGAGGCGGCUGAAGCCACAGCCAGAAGCCCACCAAAACCUGUAUCCUGUAUAAGGCAGGACACCUACUUUACAGACCCCCAACUCCACCAUGAGUCUCUCUGUUCUCCCCAUCAUCCAUUCUCUUUCCCACUCCCUCUUUUUGUUCUUCCUCUGUUCUGUACUUGAUACAUUUCCUGAUGCUUUUGGUUCACUUUGUCCAGUGGAGGAAGAAGAUGAGGAGGACAAGAGGGGUGGGGUGUGUGUGUGUGUGUGCGUGCGUGCGUGUGUGGGGGGGGUACAGAUGCAAAUUCUCUCCUAUGACAGACAGCCCAACAGUCACCCAACGUAGACAUAUUGGCACAUAAUACAUUUACAUAAUACAGUUUUCACAUUGUUCUGCAGCUGACUAACAUGCUAAUCAAGCAUUGCCUAACAGCUUAACAGCCCCCUGAGUAUCCAGUGCUUGCAAGAGGCAACUUAGUCGUGCUGAGAAACAGAACCGUUGUUGUUCAGUCUACAGUGGCAGACUAGACAACACUGUUCAGAAACUGUAGCGACAAUGAAAGAGAAAUGGCUCACUCAAGAGACCUGAAGGUAUGGAGCUCUUUUCUCUUUUUUCCUCUAUUCUUUUUUUUUUUUUUUACUGUUGUGGCCAGAUCAUGCAAUGAUUGUGUAAGUCACAGAAAGCUGGGUUGUCCACUUCAGGUGUUAUGUAUUGUUAUCUAAUGGGGAUGAUGGAGUUUUGUAAAGGAAAAAAUAGAGUCAGCUCAAAACUCUUUGUGAGUGAGGAAAACAUUCAGUGAUGUGAUAGUUUCACCGCAUCAUGUCUAAUGAUAGUGACCAAGAUGAUGUCGAUUGUUACUGUGUCUACAGAUUUCCAUAUGAAAGGGUCCAUUGGAUAGUAUAACUUAAAGGACCAGUUCAGCCAAAAAUGAAAAUUCAAUCAUUAUCUACUCACCCACGUGCAGAUGGGUGUCUUAGUCCACAAAACAUUACUGAAGUUUCACAGCUAACCAGUGUUUCAGCAUUUUCAUAACUAAAGAAGCUGGGGAUUUUUUUUUUUUUUUAAGUAACGAAAAAAAACAACAACAAAAAAACAGCCAAACAACUGAAAUGGCUCUACACAGCUUGUCUUCAAAAACCCUGAGAUCCCAAAUUGAUUUGAACACAUCAUUUACCCGCUUUUUUAAGGCAAAAUCUUCACUUUGCUUUUAUCUUAGGGGCAACAGAGAGGAUUUCUGGGCAAAUGGGGGAUUAUACCAGAUGAGCUAUGUGGAGCCAUUUCAUGUUUGGUUUUUUGUUUUUUUUUUCCAGUUCAACGUUUUUAGAGUCAUUUAGAAGAAUGUUGCAGUGCUGUUUUACUGUGAAGCUCCAGCAAUGUUUUGUGCACUGAGAAACUUGACCUGACUUUCCAUCAUCAUGGGGGUGAGCAGAUAAUGAUGAUGAAUUUGCAUUUUUGGGUGAACUCAAGCAUUUUAGGAGACUAGUUGAUAAAAACAUGUUGAUAUUUUUUCCCUUUUUCUAUGCAUAUGUUAAGGUUCAUUUCUGUCAUACGGUCGUAUGGAGAUGAAAUGCACCUAAAUGCUUACAUGUGUAUCCAAAGGGCAGGCCACUGUUUUUAUCUGCAUCUUACUGUAUUCUCUUAACCAAACAAGAAUGACUAUAAAAGAUCACACUGUUGCAUAAUAACAUCAUAUUCCAAUUUACAUAAAUAAACCAGCAUGAUAACACACGUAAUGUUUUUGAUGAUUGACAGUGGGCAGGAUUUCUCUCACUGUUUUUUUUUAUUUGUUUUGCUCUUGUAAUAUUUUGAAUUUUAUGAGACUUGAAGUGGGGUGCGUACAUAUGAAAUUGUUGUAUGGUUUGUUUUGUGAAUCAUAAAAAAAACUUUUCAAAAAGACUUUGAAAAGUAGAACAAGUAUCUUUUAUCACAUUUUUCUGUUGUAGUUACUAGUUAGAUGGGGCAUUAUUCCUCUGUUUUUGUUUUUUUUUUUUGCUUUUGUACCAAACUUUCUGCUCCCUUCUGUGCCAAACAUAAGUUGUAUGGACUGAAUUUUUGAGAGGAGACAGCAGAUCAACAGCAAGUCACUCAUGAAGAAGAAAAGGUUGAGAAUUUUUUAAACUUUUUUUUUUAAAAAUCAUUUCAAAAAAACUGCUUCACUACCACUGAAAUGACAUUUACGGUUGUUUAUAGAUUAUUUUUUAUCAGGUAAAGCUUGAGAUUUUUCCCAUUUGAAAUUUUUAUAUCUCAAGAAUGUCUGGGACAAACAGCAAAGUGAGCUUUGCACAAGACAGUGCAGCAAAUAGCUGCUAAUUAGACACACUAUGGAUGUGAUCACAAUAAUAAGAAUAUGAAUUUGCACGGUAAUAUUUCCAACACUGAACGGGAGCAUGGUGUACGUGAAGCACUCACUUUUCAUAACAGCUGAGGGUAACGUCAUGCUUCACAGUUUGGCUCUUCUGCCAUUUAUUCUGCUGCUGCUGGAUUUGCCUUUGAGUACUUUAUGUACCAUUCAUGAGUACAAUUCAUCUUUGGUUGUUUUGCAGUUGUGAUUCUCUGCUGAAUGUAUAUGAUCAUGAUGUUUUUACCUGACGCUUCACGUAACGUUUUGGUGAGAAUGACUUGCUUGUUGUUUCUAAGAUUGAGCUGUACUAUUGACUGCUGUUAAUAAAGUCCAUAACACAAAGGAA